This is a messenger RNA of Magnolia sinica, 2324 nucleotides long. Its product is annotated as pentatricopeptide repeat-containing protein At3g26782, mitochondrial. The coding region runs from base 166 to 2145 and encodes 659 amino acids. Gene Ontology annotation, biological process: RNA modification. The record is from RefSeq and is a predicted model, not a curated record. NCBI's taxonomy places the organism in Eukaryota, Viridiplantae, Streptophyta, Magnoliopsida, Magnoliales, Magnoliaceae. Gene Ontology annotation, molecular function: protein binding; zinc ion binding; RNA binding. The transcript is spliced from 2 exons.
UUUUCUAACCAUUCCCUAAUCCGUAGCAGGUCCUAUCAGAUCAACGGUCCAGAUCAGUCGGCCACGUCCCCCACACGUGCGGAUCCCUCUUUACUGAUGAGAGAGAAGGUGGGAUAUAAUUCAGAUAAAAAAACAGAAAAAACGGCAAAAUCACAAAUCAAAUGAAUGAAGAUCUUUCUUCCCUCCAAUUUCUAUUCUCCUUCUCCAAACUUCUUCUUCAAAACAGUAUUCUCUACAAAAUCAAAUCCAAACCUUUCUGCCUUUUUCUCCAAAUGCGUCGACAAAACCAGCAUUUCCUCCUGGAAUUCCGCCAUUGCGGACCUCGCCCGCAGUGGUUCCCCUGUCGAAUCCCUCCUCGCCUUCUCCUCCCUCCGCUCCCUCCCUCUCUCUCCGAACCACUCCACCUUUCCUCCUGCCAUCAAAUCCGCCACUGCUCUCUCCGACCUCCGCUCCGGUGGCCAGCUCCACCACCUCGCGCUUGUCUCCGGGGUCCAAUCGGAUGUCUUUGUGUCAUCAGCGCUCGUGGAUAUGUAUGCCAAAUGCGGUGAAUUGGGGGAUGCACGGAAGGUGUUCGAUGAGAUGCCGCACAGGAAUGUCGUGUCCUGGACGUCGAUGAUUGUCGGUUAUGUUCAGAAUGGUGCUGCCCGUGAGGCGGUUUUGCUGUUUAAGGAUUUUUUGGUGGAUGAGGGGGAGAGAGAUAGGGCAGUUGAGAUGGAUGGGGUUGCAGUGGUGGCGGUUCUCUCGGCUUGUUCGAGGGUUUUGGAGAGGCAGGCGACAAGAGGGGUUCAUGGAUUUUUGGUGAAGAGGGGGUUUGAGGGGGAGUUGGGGGUGGGGAAUACGUUGAUGGAUGCUUAUGCAAAGUGUGGGGAGUUGGGCAUUGCAAGGAAGGUGUUUGAUGGGAUGGGUGAGAAGGAUGUGGUGUCUUGGAAUUCAUUGAUUGCACUGUAUGCGCAGAAUGGGCUGUCAGCGGAGGCGAUAGAUCUGUUUGCGCAAAUGUUAAAGGAUGGAGAUGUCAGCUACAAUGCAGUGACGCUGUCAGCUGUGUUGUUGGCAUGUGCGCAUUCAGGGGCAUUGCAGCUUGGGAAGUGCAUACACAAUCAGGUAAUCAGGAUGGGUCUGGAGGAGAAUGUUUUUGUGGCUACAUCAAUUAUCGACAUGUACUGCAAGUGCGGUAGAGUAAAGAUGGCAAAGGGAGCAUUCAAUCGCAUGAAGGAGAAGAACGUGAAGACAUGGACUGCCAUGGUUGCCGGAUAUGGUAUGCAUGGUCGAGGCAAAGAAGCUCUGCAAGUGUUCUGUGAGAUGCAAAGGGCAGGUAUACCACCUAACUACAUAACCUUUGUAUCCGUCCUUGCUGCUUGUAGCCAUGCAGGACUGGUCAAAGAAGGCUGGUAUUGGUUAAAUGCCAUGAGCAAAGAUUUUGGGAUUGAUCCAGGGGUUGAGCAUUAUGGUUGCAUGGUUGAUCUCCUUGGGCGGGCUGGUUGUCUCAAUGAGGCCUACAAUCUGAUCAAGGGAAUGAAAGUAACACCUGAUUUUGUGGUUUGGGGAGCUCUUCUUGGUGCUUGUAGAAUUCAUAAAAAUGUGGAGCUUGGGGAGAUUUCUGCGAAGAAAUUGUUCGAGUUGGAUCCAAAAAAUUGUGGGUACUAUGUUUUGCUUUCAAAUAUCUAUGCGGAUGCUGGAAGGUGGAAUGAUGUGGAGAGAAUGAGAGUUUUAAUGAAAAACAGAGGUCUGGUUAAGCCUCCUGGAUACAGUUUGGUAGAGCUGAAGGGUAAGAUUCAUGUGUUUCUAGUUGGAGAUAGGGUGCAUCCUCAGCAUGAAAAGAUUUACGAUUAUUUGGAAAUUUUAGCUGUUAAGAUGCAGGAAGCUGGCUACGUGCCCGAUACAACAUCGGUUCUUCAUGAUAUUGACCAAGAAGAGAAGGAAACGAUUCUCCGUGUUCACAGUGAGAAGCUUGCAGUCGCCUUUGGGAUCAUAAACACGGUCACAGGGACGACAAUCCAGGUCAUCAAGAAUCUUAGAGUUUGCGGCGAUUGUCAUAAUGCGAUCAAGUUGAUUGCCAAGAUUGUUGAUCGAGAGAUUGUAGUCAGGGAUUCAAACCGGUUUCAUCAUUUCAAAGAUGGGUCCUGUUCAUGUGGGGAUUACUGGUGAGAUGAUGUGAAGAAUCGCCCGGAUUGAUUCUAACUGUUAUUUAUUGGAAACCAUUAGUUUGGGCUGGUGAAGGAAUACAACCAUAUAAUGCCAGCUCUACAGAUGGCAUCAGAGUGCUAAUGCCGAGAGCACUUAGAUUUCAAUUUUUUCAUUUCCAAGAUGGGUUAUCUGUGAUGAUU